This is a messenger RNA of Penicillium samsonianum, 876 nucleotides long. RefSeq lists its product as uncharacterized. Bases 1 to 876 code for a protein of 291 amino acids. The record is from RefSeq and is a predicted model, not a curated record. The transcript has 3 exons. NCBI's taxonomy places the organism in Eukaryota, Fungi, Ascomycota, Eurotiomycetes, Eurotiales, Aspergillaceae.
AUGGCUUCUAAUCAAGAUGAUACGACCGUUCAGGUCAACAAAGAUGAGCUUAGACGGGCUGGCGACUUGAUCGUCAUGCGCCUGAUGGAGGUGCAGUCUUACAUCGCCGACCUGGGCAAGGCCUACGUCCAGCACGUGAACAACAUCACCGAAGGACGCGAUGCCCACAUUGAGCUCCCCCUCGGUCCCUCUGGAUUCAUGGGCCCGGACAUCCCCUUCCGCGCCGGCAGCCCCGGCGCCAAGUCCGAGGCCGGUGGUCCCAAGAAGCGCAAGCGCGCGCCCGUCGACCCCAAUGCGCCCAAGCGUGCAUUGACCCCCUACUUCCUGUACAUGCAGCACAACCGCAGCAAGAUCGCCGAUGACCUGGGCAAUGACGCGCGCCCCAAGGAUGUCGCCGACGAGGGCACCCGCCGCUGGCAGAGCAUGGAAGAUACCCAGAAGGAGGUCUGGAAGAAGAUGUAUGCCGCCAACUACGACCAGUACAAGCGCGACAUGGCAGCCUACAAGGCCGGCACCAAGGUUGACGAGGACCACGAUCCUGCCGCCAGCCAACUGCAGCAGGACUUUGCCGGUGCCGAGCCUGAGGCUGAGGUUGAGCCCGAGGUCGAGGCUGAAGCUGAGCCCGAAGAGUCCGCCGAGGAGUCUACCGAGUCAUCCGACGAGUCACAGUCCCCCUCUCCUGUGAAGGAAAAGACCCCCCCGCGCAGCACCGGCAAGCGCCGUCGCAGCGAUACCAAGGCUAAGGAGGCCGAGACUCCUGCCAAGUCACCUGUCAAGCGGGGCGGCCGUAAGGCUGCGGAGCCGGUGUCCACAUCGGCUGUCAAGACACCCGCCGAGACCAAGCGCAGAAGCAAGAAGCGCAAGAGCGAGGUGUAA